Penicillium atrosanguineum is the source of this 1044-nucleotide messenger RNA. RefSeq lists its product as uncharacterized. Lineage: Eukaryota; Fungi; Ascomycota; Eurotiomycetes; Eurotiales; Aspergillaceae. The coding region runs from base 1 to 1044 and encodes 347 amino acids. The transcript has 4 exons. The record is from RefSeq and is a predicted model, not a curated record.
AUGAAAACAAUUAAAUGUGAUGGAGGAUCAUAUAAAAUUGGACAGGCACAUGGCGUGGGCGCGCAAGAAAUGAUUAGUCGCAGUAUUUCUUUCUACCAGAAGAUGUUUGCCCACACUUGCAAAAUGGAAUGGAGCACUGUUCGCGGGAUUUCCAAGGAGUGGCAGAGUCAAAUUGAGCAAAAGUGGCCGAAGUACUACAAUGAGAUGCAAGGAAUUGCAGAUGGUGCAGGAUUGCCAUUCAUCGAUAUCAUCAUUCUCAAUAUUCGCACCGAAAUCGCGUUUGGAAUGUUUAAUGAUGGAUGUACAAGUCUGUAUUGGAAGACCCACAACAAUUCUUUUUUGGCUCAGAAUUGGGAUUGGAUGGAAGAACAAAAGCAGAACCUGAUCAUCCUCGAUAUCACUCAGGACGAUGGGCCUCGAAUCAAGAUGAUUACCGAAGCUGGUAUCAUCGGAAAGAUUGGAUUCAACGAACUCGGCGUUGGCGUGUGUCUAAAUGCCAUCAAAGUGCCCGGGUGCAACUCGUCACGUCUUCCAGUUCAUCUUGCGCUUCGAUCCGUGCUGGAUAGCCCCUCGGCCAACGAUGCUGUUCGGCAGUUGGAAGAGGCCGGGAUAGCCGCGUCCGCGCAUAUUCUGAUCGCUGACAAAGAUGAAGCCAUCGGGUUGGAAUCAACAGCAGAGACUAUCAGAAUUAUCAAAAUGAAUGAGCAGCAUCAGAUUUUUCACGCAAACCACUUGCUGUUGGAUCAUGAUGGCCCUCUGGAUGCUGGCUGGCUGGCUGACUCACUUCCCCGCCAGCAGCGUAUCAAGAAGCUGGCUCUAAAAUAUGAUCCAUCUGCGGGUCGAGAGCCGGGCGUGACUGAUAUUACACACAUUUUGGACGAUCACGAUGGAUUUCCGGUCUCAAUCUGUCGUUACGAAAAAGGUCCACUGGGAAUGGAUGCCACGCUGUUCAGCAUUGUCAUGGAACUUCGGGGUAGAGCUGCUACCGUGUACCUGGGAAGACCGUGUCAACCUGAAGAGACAGUAGCACUAGACUUUGAAUAA